Molecule: messenger RNA, 633 nt
Organism: Rhizophagus irregularis DAOM 181602=DAOM 197198
Lineage: Eukaryota; Fungi; Glomeromycota; Glomeromycetes; Glomerales; Glomeraceae
Molecular function (GO): electron transfer activity
Source: RefSeq, a predicted model, not a curated record
AUGCUUCUUAAUUUUUUAUUUCUCACUGUUCUCAUUACGUGCAUUCAUGCAUCUAAAGUAAUAGUGAGUGUUGGUGGUCUAAAAGGAGAAAAUAUAUUCGUACCGCAAAUCAUACACGCCAGAGUUAAUGACCAAAUUAUCUUUAGUUGGGUUAGCGGUUCACAUAGCGUUGUUGAAUCUGAUUUACCAAGAUCUUGCGCAAAAUCAGCAAAAGCUGAUGCUUUCACUUCCGGAGGUGAAUUUACAGCACCUAAUAAAACAAUGGUUCUCUUAGCUACCGAUAUUGGAAUAAAAUAUUUCUAUUGUGAUGUUCCUGGUCAUUGUGAAAAUGGAAUGUAUGGUACUAUCAUAAUUUCAGAUGAUUUAUUAACUCUUACUCCUACUCUCGAAGUAUCUUCAGCUGGUCCUGAAAGUACACUCAUAAAUGAUAACGGAUCUCCUUUAUAUUUUGAGUCAGCUCAAACACCAAUUAUAAUAAUAGGAACACUAGUUGGUGCUGGCGUACUAAUAAUAGUAGGAAGUAUUCUUUUAUAUAUGUAUUUCAAAAGAGAAAGAAAAAUGAAAGAACAAAAAAUAUUUAGUAAUGAUCAUAAUAUUUUUCAAAUCUAUUCUCAGGUUGUGACGCAAGAAUAG